CGUCCCUUUCGGCGUCUGCUGCUCUCGCGUUUACUGCUGCUCAAAUUCUCGCACUGUUAGCAUUCGGCUACUUUGGCUGAACGAAGCAACUUCUUAAAUUAGUGUCCCUCGGUCGUCGCAUGUGUGUAUAUUCUUAACUAGUCACAUCGCUGUCAGGUAUAUUUAAAGCAUAAAGCAACAGUGAUCAGGAGGUAACAUGCUUUUGAGUUGAAGUAACACGUUGGGAUCAAGAUCAGGACAUCGGCCUCUUUGACCUGAGCGAGUAAAGUAUCGGGGCCGAGCGUUGCUAACCGCCAGCGGUGUUCGUGAACGCGCUUCGGCUUUGUGUGUUUUGAUCGAGGAGAAACACAGCAGCAGCUCAUCGGAGGUACACUGGAGUACAGAUGCUGUGACGUAAACACCUCUUCCUCUACUGUACACUUUACAUUCUUUACGUCAGCAGAACUCUGGACGACUUCUGUAAACCCUGUCAUUCAGAGAGGUUAAGGAUCAUCCUUCAUCUCUAAGCAGUAACCAAUACGCUCUGGUCGCAAACUCAUGGGAUACGAUGUCGGAGGUCGUAGAACGCCGGCCAGUCAACACGGACUAUGCUGUUUCUGUGUUGGAACAGCUAAAGUUCUUCUAUGAGCAAAAGUUGUUGACUGACAUCACCCUGCUGGUUGAGGACAGUGAGUUUCCCUGCCAUAAGAUGGUGCUGGCCACCUGUAGCUCUUACUUCAGGGCCAUGUUUAUGAGUGGACUCAGUGAAAGCAAACAGACGCAUGUUCAUCUUAGAAAUGUUGACCCUACCACGCUGCAGACCAUCAUAACCUACGCUUACACCGGCAACCUUCUCAUCAGCGACAGCACUGUCGAGCCUCUCUACGAGACGGCCUGUUUCCUUCAGGUAGAAGACGUUUUGCUGCAGUGUCGAGAUUACUUGGUCAAGAAGAUCACGGCCGAAAACUGUGUGCGGAUGCUGAGCAUCGGUGACUUAUUCAGCUGCAACGAGCUUAAGCAGAGCGCCAAGCGCAUGGUGGAGCACAAAUUCCCCGUUGUGUACCGACAGGACGCCUUCCUGCAGCUCUCACACGAGCUACUGCUGGACCUCCUGAGCAGCGAUAAUCUCAACGUGGAGAAAGAGGAAACGGUACGCGAAGCAGCCAUGCUGUGGCUGGAAUACAACAUGGAGGCGCGUUCGCAGUAUCUCUCCUCGGUCCUCAGCCAGAUUCGUAUCGAUGCUCUCUCUGAAGUGACCCAACGGGCCUGGUUUCAAGGACUUCCUCCCAAUGACAAGUCAGUGGUGGUACAAGGUCUGUAUAAGUCCAUGCCAAAGUUUUUUAAGCCCAGACUGGGCAUGACCAAGGAAGAAAUGCUGAUUUUCGUAGAGGCCGAGGCGCCGGCCGAAAGCCACCCGGUCGUGAUCGGGCCACGGCACGCGGUGGUCUGUUACAGCCCACAGGCAGAGAAGGUCUAUAAGCUGAGCAGCCCGCCUGGAGACUUGCAGAAGUUUGGUACGUUGGUCACCCCGGACAAUGAUAUCUUCAUUGCUGGUGGUCAGAUACCGCUGAAGAGCGCUCUGGCCAGUCACGGAAGCAAAAGCGGCAAGCUGCAGGCCGCCUACUGUUCAGUGGACAGCUUCUACUGGCUGGAUGCCCAGCAGAACGCCUGGGUAAGCAAAACGCCCAUGUUGUGUGCCCGCACAAAGCCAUCGUUGGUCUACUGCCAGGGCUUCAUCUACGCCAUCGGUGGCGAUAACGUCGGUGGCGAGUUGAAUAAGCGCACAGUGGAGCGAUAUGAUUGUGAGCGAGACGAAUGGAGCAUGACCAGCCCUCUUCCCUGCGCGUGGAGUUGGAGUACAGCAGUGAUGGCCCGCGACUGCAUCUACGUUAUGACCCACGACCUCAUGUACUGUUACCUUCCCCGAGCGGACGCUUGGGUGGAAAUGGCCAUGCGGCAAACCAGUCGCUGCUUUGCCUCUGCCGCCGCCUUAGGAGAUCUCAUCUUUUAUAUCGGCGGUCUGCACGUGGUGGGCAACUCAGGCUUGCGUCUGCCGACAAGCACCAUCGACGGCUCAUCUGUGACUGUGGAGAUCUACGAUGUUAACAAAAAUGAAUGGCGCCUCGCCGCCGACAUCCCAGCCAAGAGAUACUCAGACCCGUGCGUGCGUGCGGUGGUGCUGCUCAACGCGCUGUGCAUCUUUAUUCGCGAGACGCACUUGAACGAACGGGCCAAGUAUGCUUUGUAUCAGUAUGAUCUGGAGCUUGACCGCUGGUGCUUGCGGCAAGCCGUGUCCGAGCGAGUUCUCUGGGACCUCGGUAAAGAUUUCCGCUGUGCUGUGGGAAAACUUUAUCCAUCCUGCCUUGAGGAGUCGCCUUGGAAGCCUCCGACCUAUCUGUUCUCCAAUGACGGAGCUGAGGAGUUUGAGGUGGAGGACGACAUGGUGUCAUUGCCUCACGUAUAACUGAUAGCAUCUAUUCAGAAGCAAACCUGUAAUUUAUUCAUUUGUUUUAGAAUAAUGAUCUUCUAUAUUAUUGGACCUAUCAGAAAGGUGAAUGAACUGGUGGAUGUUCUGGACAACUCAAACCUGGCCAUAGAGAUCAAAAAUGUUGAAUAUGACCCACCUCAAUAAGCCACUGUGCAUGUAGAGUUAUGGCCUCUUCUGAGCUCGAGUGAUUGUGCACACACACAAGCGUUGUACAUCAUAGAUCGCUAACGGUUUUUACCCGUCUCUUUUUACUGUAAGUUGAAUGAUGUAAACUGAUGACAAUGUGACGGUAUGAUUAAACCUUCAUUGGUUCAAAAUGGCAACUGUGUACACACAUGCCCUUAUAUUCUUCUCUAUUCCAGGAACGACAUGUAUGGGUGGGUCGAGGGUUGCUCCUCUUUCUUACUGGGUGUGUGUCAUUUGACGUUUAGGUUGUCCGCUGGUCCGGUAACUUGCUUGACUCUUUUUGUUUUUGUACAUAACUCUGUAUUAUCAUAGUCGUUCUUGUUCUCUUAAUUGACCCUUGAUUGAUCUGGUAUCUUCUGACCAUCAGAAGUUUCAAAUACACAACCGUAAACCCUCUAUAAUUAGCUCAGGGUGCCUUCAGUCUGGUUUCUUACUCAAUAAAAAAGUCUUGAAUGA
This is a messenger RNA of Misgurnus anguillicaudatus (oriental weatherfish), 3109 nucleotides long. It is a transcript of the gene kbtbd2, whose product is annotated as kelch repeat and BTB (POZ) domain containing 2. The record is from RefSeq and is a predicted model, not a curated record. Gene Ontology annotation, molecular function: protein binding. Lineage: Eukaryota; Metazoa; Chordata; Actinopteri; Cypriniformes; Cobitidae.